AUGGUGAAGUUCACCAUCGAUGAGCUGCGCAAGCAGAUGGAUCACAACAAGAACAUCCGUAACAUGUCCGUCAUCGCACACGUCGAUCACGGUAAAUCCACGUUGACGGACUCCCUCGUCGCCGCGGCGGGGAUCAUCGCGCAAGAAAACGCUGGUGACGCGCGUCUCACGGAUACGCGUCAAGAUGAGCAAGAUCGGUGCAUCACAAUCAAGUCCACCGGUAUCUCUCUGUUCUACGUCAUGGACGACGCCGACCUCGCGCGAUUACCGAAGAAUGUCCCGCGUGAUGGUAACAACUACCUGAUCAACCUGAUCGACUCCCCGGGUCACGUUGACUUCUCCUCCGAGGUGACGGCGGCGCUUCGUAUCACGGACGGCGCCCUCGUCGUCGUUGAUUGCGUUGAAGGUGUGUGCGUCCAAACCGAAACCGUGCUUCGUCAAGCGCUCGGUGAACGCAUUAAGCCGGUCAUGACUGUCAAUAAGCUCGACCGUUGCUUCCUCGAACUCAUGUAUGACGGUGAAGAAGCUUACCAGAACUUCUGCCGUGUCAUCGAGAAUGCGAACGUCAUCAUGGCCACGUACACCGAUGCAGCUCUCGGCGAUGUUCAAGUCGCACCGGAGAAGGGCACCGUGUGCUUCUCCGCUGGUCUUCACAACUGGGCGUUCACGCUCACCGUGUUCGCCAAGAUGUACGCCUCGAAGUUCGGCGUCGAACAAGACAAGAUGAUGGAAAAGCUCUGGGGCGACAACUUCUUCGACCCGGCCGAAAAGAAGUGGACCAAGAAGAACACCGGCUCCAAGACGUGCAUGCGUGCGUUCGUCCAAUUCUGCUACGAGCCGAUCCGCCGUGUCAUCGAUGCCGCUAUGAACGACAACAAGGAAAAGCUCUGGCCGAUGCUUGAAAAGCUUCAAGUCAAGGAGAAGCUCAAGCCGGCUGACUUUGACUUGAUGGGCAAGCCGCUGAUGAAGCGUGUCAUGCAAACCUGGUUGCCUGCUGACGUCGCUCUUCUUGAGAUGAUUAUCUACCACUUGCCGUCCCCGGCCACCGCGCAAAAGUACCGUGUCGACACCCUCUACGAGGGUCCGCUUGACGACAAGUACGCCACCGCCAUCCGCGAGUGCGACGCCAACGGUCCGCUGAUGUUGUACGUUUCCAAGAUGAUCCCGACCGCCGACAAGGGUCGCUUCUUGGCCUUCGGCCGUGUCUUCUCUGGUACCGUCCAAACCGGCCAAAAGGUGCGCAUCAUGGGCCCGAACUACGUUCCGGGUGACAAGAAGGACUUGUACGUCAAGUCCAUCCAGCGUACCGUCUUGUGUAUGGGUCGCCGUCAAGACGCUGUUGACAACGUGCCGUGCGGUAACACCGUCGCCAUGGUUGGUCUCGACCAGUUCAUUCAGAAGAACGCCACCAUCACUGGCGAAAAGGACGUUGACGCGCACACGAUCAAGGCAAUGAAGUUCUCUGUAUCGCCGGUCGUUCGCGUCGCUGUUGAGUGCAAGAACUCUCAAGAUCUUCCGAAGCUCGUCGAAGGUCUCAAGCGUCUCUCCAAGUCCGAUCCGAUGGUUCAAUGCCAAAUCGAAGAGACCGGUGAGCACAUCGUCGCUGGUGCUGGUGAGCUUCACCUCGAAAUUUGCUUGAAGGAUCUUCAAGAAGAUUUCAUGGGUGGUGCCGAAAUCCGCAUCUCUGACCCGGUUGUGUCCUUCCGUGAAUCCGUCAACGGCACCUCCGACCACAUUUGCAUGUCGAAGUCCCCGAACAAGCACAACCGCCUUUACUUCCAAGCGGUGGCGAUGGACGAGGGUCUUGCCGAAGACAUUGACAACGGUGAGGUCACCCCGCGUGACGACCCGAAGAAUCGCGGCCGCUACUUGGCCGACAAGUAUGGCUGGGACAAGGAUCUCGGUGCCAAGAAGAUCUGGUGCUUCGGUCCGGAAACAACCGGCCCGAACCUCAUCGUGGACAUGUGUAAGGGUGUUCAGUACCUCAACGAAAUCAAGGAUUCGUGCGUUGCGGCGUUCCAAUGGGCGACCAAGGAAGGUGUGCUCGCCGAAGAAAACAUGCGUGGCAUCAAGUUCGAGAUCCACGACGUCGUUCUCCACACCGACUCCAUUCACCGCGGUGGUGGCCAAAUCAUCCCGACGUGCCGUCGUGUCUUGUACGCUUCCAUGCUCACCGCGGAGCCGCGUCUCCUCGAACCGGUCUACUUGGUCGAAAUUCAGGCUCCGGAGCAAGCGCUCGGUGGCAUCUACUCUACCGUCACCCAAAAGCGUGGUAUGGUCAUUGAAGAAGUCCAACGUCCAGGUACGCCGAUUUACAACAUCAAGGCGUACUUGCCGGUCAUGGAGUCUUUCGGUUUUACGGGUACUCUUCGCGCGGCGACUUCCGGCCAAGCGUUCCCGCAAUGUGUGUUCGAUCACUGGGAUAUGCUUAACAGCGAUCCGCUCAACCCGGAUUCUCAAUCCGGUAAGCUUGUCUGCGAUAUUCGUAAGCGUAAGGGUUCCAAGCCGAACGUCCCGCCGCUCAACGAAUACGAAGACAAGUUGUAA
Messenger RNA from Ostreococcus tauri, 2547 nucleotides. RefSeq names its product Translation elongation/initiation factor/Ribosomal, beta-barrel. Bases 1 to 2547 code for a protein of 848 amino acids. Gene Ontology annotation, molecular function: ribosome binding; GTP binding; GTPase activity. Lineage: Eukaryota; Viridiplantae; Chlorophyta; Mamiellophyceae; Mamiellales; Bathycoccaceae. The record is from RefSeq and is a predicted model, not a curated record. Gene Ontology annotation, cellular component: ribonucleoprotein complex; cytosol. Gene Ontology annotation, biological process: translational elongation. The transcript has 3 exons.